CCUUCGAGACGCUCGGUCGUGGUUCCACGUAUGGUCCCUCCCGUCGGAGUGAAGGGGCACGUUGUUUUGUAAAAGACACUACCGGAAGUGUGUGGGUGUGUGUGCCCCGUACUUGUUUGCGCGAUUACAACGAUCAACGGAAGCUAGCAGCGUGAUCAUUGGACGAUGAACUAUUUUUAAGAUCAUUGAUUCGUAAAAAGUGUUAAUACAAUUCAUAAAAAUAGAAUAAUAUUGAGCAGUAAAAAUUGCAGCGAAAUCGAUUCACUAAUGUUGUGACAUGAGAAUAUACCAUGUUUGGUGCAAGUGAUAUCUACAUUGAUUCUAAGUGAAAAAAAACUUGGCUUGUGAUCAUCAUGUCCUCGUGACGGAACAACUUUGACGGAAAGUUAAAUUUACCAAGCCACCUCGAAAGGAAGAAUGCUAACAAAGUUAAAACUGUGGCAAAGAAAUUGUGACUAAAAAUCUCAUCGUGCAACAAACCCCUUAAAAUAUCAGCAAUAACCGCGAAACCACUGCUCUCGUGAAGCAAAAGUAGCAGAAGAAGAGGCAGCAACGCCAACGACCUCCUUGCGAUGGAUUACAUAAAGGAGUUGGAUAUUCGACUUGAUAAGGAGUACUACUACGCGGGGGAGGUCCUCUCGGGAAAGGUGAUGAUGCACACAACCGAGAACUUCAAGCUCAAAUCCAUUCGUCUGCUACUGCGAGGAAAGGCUCACAUUGAGUGGAAGGUGUUUGUUUCCGGGGAUAAGCGAACGGUGAAGGACGACCAGCUGUACAUCGACGAGCGGGCCGUCAUCUGGGGCGAACGGGCCGGCGAGGGGCUGGACGUUACGGUGCCGGUGCUAAUCCGCGGUCAGCACCAGUUCCCCUUCCGGUUCAACAUUCCGGAAACGAACCUGCCCUGCAGCUUCGAGUCACGUGCCUGCUACAUUCGUUACUUUGUCAAGGUUACGAUUGACAUUCCCUACGCUUCGCCACCACAAGGAAUCAAGUAUUUCACCAUCGUGGGACCACACAUCGACUGCAUGGACGAGCAGUAUCUGAAGCCGAUCUCAAGCCAGGAUAAAAAAGUGAGAUGUUGUCUGUGCUGUGCCAAAGGACCUGUCACACUGAGUUGCUCCCUGGACCGGACGGCCUUCUGCUGCGGCGAAACGCUCAAACUCAAGUACGUCGUGGACAACCAGGGCGAGGAGACAGUCAAGCUGCGUGUCCGGCUGGUGCAAUUCUGUGAAUUCUUCGUCGAGCGGGGCGUUCUCGGCGUGACGAAAGAGGUCCAACAUCUGGUGCUGGAGUCCAAGGGCGAUCCGGUGCCGCCCCGGGACCACCAGGACACCUGCGCCAGCCUACGCAUCCCGACGGUGCCCACGACGUUGAUGGGCGUCAGUCGGUUGGUGCAGAUUUACUACACGCUUACGGCAUACUUGGAAUUUGAGAAAUCCGGAGACGAUUUGCACAUCAACUUCCCCAUCACAAUUGGCACCGUCCCGUUCCGAAUACCGAACAGUAAUCUUCAACCGCGCAUAGGAUACGAACCCGCCGUCGACCACGUGGAGGGUGGCAUCUACAUCGGGCCGGAGUUCCUGCUGGGCGAGGUGUACGACGGCUGCAACGUCAGCGACAACGAGCACCGCGACCUGGCCCCGCUGUACCGGCCGGUGUACCUGACGGUGGUACGCAGCUCGCAGCAGAUUUCCGCCCGGGCAGUGGGCCGCAACAAUCGCAAAAAGUCCUCCAUCUGUGACGUGGAAAUUGCCGAAAUUCACCGGAAAUGAAACGGCCGUGGGGUGGUGGGAGGGGAAAUGGGAACAACAGCCUGCCGGAACUAGCUUGCAGUAGCAGUGCACUUACACACCUCUUACAAGUACAUCUUGUUGUCACGCCAUCCGUCUCCAUCGGAAGGGAACACCUGCUGAGGUACUGAUAGUGUUGUAACAACAGCCCAUAAACAUUAGUUUGAUUGCCGUUGUCCUUUGUGAUAUUGAAAUAUCUUGUGAGGUUUUUUUUUUGUUAUUGCAAUGCCUUUGAAUUCUCUUGUGCUAAGCAUAAUAAUCCAGAUGACCAAUUCCAUUGGAAGAUUGUAAGAUUUUUGGCAAAUAAUUUAGAAUCAAAUCAAACAUUUUUUUGUUUCAUGAAGACACUUUGCGUUUAGUACAAAACAGGGGGUAGCGAAGAAGCCGCCAUCUUGGAAGUUCAGAUAACAGACACUGAGAAUCAGUAUUAUUCAUAUUACUUUGGUAACACGAAGUAUGUCAUCCUGGUUAAACUCAAAAGUUCCAUGCAAA
Molecule: messenger RNA, 2282 nt
Organism: Culex quinquefasciatus (southern house mosquito)
Lineage: Eukaryota; Metazoa; Arthropoda; Insecta; Diptera; Culicidae
Product: arrestin domain-containing protein 3
Exons: 9
Coding region: 573-1772 (399 amino acids)
Biological process (GO): protein transport
Cellular component (GO): cytoplasm
Source: RefSeq, a predicted model, not a curated record